Molecule: messenger RNA, 1233 nt
Organism: Dreissena polymorpha
Lineage: Eukaryota; Metazoa; Mollusca; Bivalvia; Myida; Dreissenidae
Exons: 8
Coding region: 99-1118 (339 amino acids)
Molecular function (GO): enzyme inhibitor activity
Source: RefSeq, a predicted model, not a curated record
GUGCAAGCACAACACGGCUAGCGAGCAGCCAUGGACAUCGAUCCUGAUAAGCUCUCUUUUAGGAAAUAUUUUCCCAACAUAUACACGAAUCUUAAGCCAUGUUAUAUUUGCGAUAUGGACUUUACCUGAUGGCGCUAGGCUCAGUGCUGAUGGCACCGAAAAUUCGUGCGGAGGAAGGACACGGUUUUCAACACUCAAUACUACGUCGAUUUCUGUUUCCCACCAUGUUUCCCACCAUGGGUCAGUUCUGCUCGAUGUGCUUCAUUCAGUGUCAGAAUGGUUACCUUCAGUCCUCCUCUGGUUGUUUGCUAUGUGUGUGCGCAGGGACUAAUUCUACUACAUCGCAAUCACAGUUAGGCUUGUCUACGACCGUCAUGGUGAACGGUGGCAUCUUCCUGAACAACCCUUGCAACCCGGCCGUGCGCCACUGUCACUAUCAGUGCACGCUGGGAUACAAGGUGGGAACCGACGGUUGUCAGCACUGCAUCUGCAACGAGCCACCGUCUACCUCGGGAUACACGGAAACAACUACUGCCGCUGAUCGAGUGGGGGCAACUACUUCCCCUCCUAAAUAUGCAAGUACCACGCCUGCGUUAAGCAUAUCACAAGCACCUCUACACACGACGUCACUAGUGGCUACCGUAAAGGCGACUUCCGCUCCUUUCGGUACAGCGGGUGGCUUCACGGAUCCGUGUAUAUCGACACAGAAAACGUGCAGCAAAGAUUGCCUAAAUGGUUACGUUAAAGGGCCCGGGGGUUGCCAGUACUGCCUCUGUAUGACGGUAUUUAUGGUUACCACCACCACUACCACGCCAGUUCCGGCGGCCGGACACCCGCUGUCGACCCCUGUCCCGCAUUUCCUGGACCUGUCCCCAACCUCGGAAGCUUGCAUCAUGGCUAAGGUGAUCUGCAAUGACAAAUGCCCGAGCGGGUUUGUGAGCCGUCCAGACGACUGCCUGUACUGCGCUUGUCAUAAAGACGAUCUGGCUGAUGACCCCGAAGAAGAUGAUUUUGAGCUGCAGACGCCGUGUCUGUCUCACCGGAACCAGUGCCCGCUGCAGUGUCUGAAAGGAUUUGUCGCCGGACCCAGACACUGUCAAUUCUGCGCAUGUGCAUAACUAGAAUCCGUGAUGGUGAUGAAAGAUCUGAGUUAUUAUGAAGUCAACUUUUUGAGUUUUAGGCAGUUCAGUUAUGUGUAUAUUCGUUAGAAACAGAAUAUAAAAGUAAAGAAUG